Pistacia vera is the source of this 907-nucleotide messenger RNA. RefSeq names its product aquaporin NIP2-1-like. The record is from RefSeq and is a predicted model, not a curated record. Gene Ontology annotation, cellular component: membrane. Gene Ontology annotation, biological process: transmembrane transport. The transcript is spliced from 5 exons. The coding region runs from base 50 to 907 and encodes 285 amino acids. Gene Ontology annotation, molecular function: channel activity. Lineage: Eukaryota; Viridiplantae; Streptophyta; Magnoliopsida; Sapindales; Anacardiaceae.
UUAUCCUCAUUUAUAUUCUAAACUUUGUUCUUUAUAUCAGUCCAGAAAAAUGGCCACUAUUGGUCCAAAUCUCAGCCACCAAACUGAUCACACAAACCAGGAUGAGCUUGCUUCGGUUCAAAACCCUCAAUCCCACAAGCUCAAACUCUCUCUUCUUUGGCACAAAAAUUACCCUUCGGGUUUUCUCACUAAGGUGUUUGCAGAGAUUAUAGCGACAUAUCUGUUGGUGUUUGUGACAUGUGGCUCGGCUGCUCUGAGUGCAAGUGAUGAACGGAGAGUUUCCAAACUGGGAGCCUCGUUGGCCGGUGGACUUAUCGUGACUGUGAUGAUAUAUGCGGUUGGUCACAUCUCUGGUGCCCACAUGAACCCGGCUGUGACUCUAGCUUUUGCAGCCGUCAGGCAUUUUCCCUGGAAACAAGUCCCAUUUUAUGCGGCAGCUCAACUAACGGGAGCAAUUUCAUCUGCAAUGACAUUGAGAGUAUUAUUGCACCCAAUUAAACAAGUUGGCACUACAUCACCUUCAGGAACAGACCUCCAAGCUCUGAUCAUGGAAAUAAUCGUAACAUUUUCUAUGAUGUUCGUUACUUCGGCUGUUGCAACCGAUACCAGAGCUACAGGAGAGCUAGCAGGUGUUGCAGUUGGUUCAGCAGUCUGCAUAACAUCUAUCUUAGCAGGGCCAGUAUCGGGUGGAUCGAUGAACCCAGCAAGGACAUUGGGACCAGCAAUUGCUAGCUCAUACUAUAAGAGCAUUUGGGUGUAUGUGCUUGGCCCAGUCACAGGAGCACUUAUGGGAGCAUGGUGUUACAGCAUUAUUCGAGAGACUGAUAUGUCAUUCAAACUUCACAGAAUGAACAGCGGUGACACUGAUAGACAGCUUACAAACAAAGACCCUCUUAACGUUCUGUGA